Messenger RNA from Drosophila hydei, 722 nucleotides. RefSeq lists its product as uncharacterized. The transcript is spliced from 5 exons. The record is from RefSeq and is a predicted model, not a curated record. Bases 1 to 618 code for a protein of 205 amino acids. NCBI's taxonomy places the organism in Eukaryota, Metazoa, Arthropoda, Insecta, Diptera, Drosophilidae.
AUGAGUCAACCGCAUCAACAACAUGAGCAGCUGCAACGACGUCGUCGCCAUUGCCGUCAGCCGGUCGAGCCUUGCGACUGUUUACGUCCUGUGAUAAGAGUUUUUGGUCUGCUGACUUCAUUCGUUAUCUGCGGAGUGGGCGUUGAUGUCUACAUGCAUGGCUAUCAGGCGGGCCUCUACAUACUUUUUUCAGCUUUGCUGGUGCUGUUCAUCGAGAUAAAAUGGCUGAUAAACAUAUUCCUGCAGCUUCAGUGCGGCGAUGAUAAUUACCACAGCCGCGGCUGCUGCCUGAACUGCUGGCGUUUGUCAGCAUGGCUGGGCAGCUGGCGGCCGACGCCCAUUUAUGUCGCCAUGGGCGUGGCCUUGAUACUCUUUCCCCACAAUCUGUGGCUGAGCUAUGUGGCGGGCAUGCUUCUCCUGCUCUUGGCGCAGCUGCGUCUCUGCACGCUGCUAAGAUUCGGCGGUGGCGCUGGUCACUUCAAGGACGUGGGUCUGUUGCCACACUGCGAUUUUGAGAAAGUCUCCAGCUUCGUGGACAGCGUGGAGGAGGAUUUCGCUGAGGUCAGCGUCUCGCAGCCGGACGACGAGGACCCGCCCAUGGAAGAUGAGGUUUGCUAAUGGUUUCUAGCAUCUGUAACAGAGAUCUGUAUCUGAAAUGCUCUUGUCUUGCAUUUCCUCUUGACUGCAAAUGCAAUUUAUUUACACAUAAGUCAAACUUUAGC